ACGUGGGAUUCUGACACGACGCGGGAUCCUGACGCAGCGCGGGAUACUGAUGCAACGCAGGAUCCUGACACUUCCAGAGGAGACCCUGACACUUCCAGAGGAGACCCUGAUAUUUCCAGAGGAGACCCUGACACUGCCAGAGGAGACCCUGACACUUCCAGAGGAGACUCUGACACUUCCAGUGGAGACACUGACACUUCCAGAGGAGACCCUGAUACUUCCAGAGGAGACCCCGACACUUCCAGUGGAGACCCUGACACUUCCAGAGGAGACUCUGACACUUCCAGAGGAGACCCUGAUACUUCCAGAGGAGACCCCGACACUUCCAGAAGAGACGCUGACACUUCCAGAGGAGACUCUGACACUUCCAGAGGAGACCCUGACACUUCCAGACGAACUCGUGAUUCUGAAGACAAUUUGGCAGCAUUUGGAGUAGAUGCACGUAGUCCAGAUUCGUCAAGUGGGACAUGUUUUUCAGAUUAUAUCGGUAUAACAGAACCUCUGUCCGCGGAGGAAAUAAGGUCUCACCCCUUAAACAGAAUGUGGGAUAGAACAUUUUAUCGGCGAUAUCCUCGAAGCCAGAGAGUUGCGGCAAUUAGACAUGAAAUGCCAAACGUUGAACAAUGUGUAUUUGAACAACAAAUACCUCCUGACGCAACGCGGGAUUCUGACACAACGCGGGAUCCUGACACAACGCGGUACACUGAUGUUAUGCGGGAUUCUGACACUUCCAGACGAGACCUUGACCUUUCCAGAGGAGACCCUGAUAUUUCCAGAGGAGACCCUGACACUUCCAGACGAACUCGUGA
Molecule: messenger RNA, 809 nt
Organism: Octopus bimaculoides (California two-spot octopus)
Lineage: Eukaryota; Metazoa; Mollusca; Cephalopoda; Octopoda; Octopodidae
Product: zonadhesin-like
Source: RefSeq, a predicted model, not a curated record